CAAACCCUUGCCCAAUACCCAUGGAUGAGGAUGAUGGGUCAGGUCAGGUCUGCCCACCUCUUCUUAACUUCCCCCACCACCACUCCCUCGUCCCUUCCCCACUUAUAAAUCUACCCUCUCCCCACCCUCUCUCAUCUUCUUUUCUGCUCUCGCUCAUCGCAGAGAAGCAACUAAAUUCCUCAAUAAUUCUGCAACCGCUACCUCCUCAUCGUUCUCUUUGGAAGGCUUGGAGAUUGAAGAUCGAUAGUCCUACCUGAACAUAACUGGAAAGAGAAGGAAGAGAAGGAGAAAGAAAGAAAAUGAGUUGCAAUGGCUGCCGCGUCCUUCGAAAAGGAUGCAGUGAGUCUUGCAUUCUCCGUCCAUGUCUACAGUGGAUUGAAAGCCCUGAAGCUCAAGGUCACGCCACCGUCUUUGUUGCUAAGUUCUUCGGUCGCGCUGGCCUCAUGUCCUUUAUCUCUGCUGUUCCCGAGAAUCAGAGACCUGCUCUCUUCCAGUCUCUGCUGUUCGAGGCAUGUGGCCGCACAGUGAAUCCCGUGAACGGAGCGGUGGGUUUGAUGGGGACGGGAAACUGGCAAGUAUGCCAGGCGGCCGUGGAGACUGUCCUCCGUGGCGGCACCUUGCGCCCCAUGAAGGAUGUCCUCACUAUCACCACCACCACCACCACCACUCUCGAAUCCGACGAGGCCUCGGCUUCCGAAGUGGUCUGUGCGUACACGGACAAGCAGAAGCAGCUGCUACAGGAUCCGUACACGCGAUCGAGGGUACCCACCACCUCCAUCAAGAGGAAGGACCCAGACGACGUAUCGUUGGUGCAGUCCGGCGAUCUCGACCUGACUUUGACAGCUGGGUUUCAUAGCAAGAGAGUAGCGGCUGGGCUUAGCGGGAUGAAUUUUGAUCAUCAUCGCCAGGAGAAGCGGCGACCGUCGACUCCAUCCAUGAAUUCGGAUGAAUCUGUGACGACGAGCUUUGACAGUGAAGAUCAUCACACGGGAGGCGGCGAACGGAAGCUUCUCAACUUGUUCGUUUGAAACUUUUUUUAACGAAAAAGAGAAGAGACGUUUUCGAACUCAAGGAUGCGUCGAUAUGUUGUCCUGUAAUGUUUAUUUUAUUAUUUCCUUCAAUCUUUUAGGUGGAGUUAUGCCCGGUUGUUUUGGGGAAACCGGCGAGGUUUUGGAGCUAUCUCCGGCAAAUGAUUUCUCUUUCUUCAGACUUGUUUGAGUGAGAUGAGAGAAAGGGAAAGAUGAAUCUGCCUGUGAUAAUUCAAUCUCCCCUUCUUCUUUUUAGCUAAUUAAUGAUUAUGAGUAUGACUUAUAACUUAUGGCGGCAAUAAGAAUAAAUAGUAUACACAGCCACACAGGCUCUUAUCUUUA
Molecule: messenger RNA, 1370 nt
Organism: Macadamia integrifolia
Lineage: Eukaryota; Viridiplantae; Streptophyta; Magnoliopsida; Proteales; Proteaceae
Product: LOB domain-containing protein 37-like
Exons: 2
Coding region: 300-1028 (242 amino acids)
Biological process (GO): regulation of gene expression
Source: RefSeq, a predicted model, not a curated record